Penicillium concentricum is the source of this 1215-nucleotide messenger RNA. RefSeq lists its product as uncharacterized. The transcript has a single exon. The record is from RefSeq and is a predicted model, not a curated record. NCBI's taxonomy places the organism in Eukaryota, Fungi, Ascomycota, Eurotiomycetes, Eurotiales, Aspergillaceae. Bases 1 to 1215 code for a protein of 404 amino acids. Gene Ontology annotation, biological process: regulation of transcription by RNA polymerase II. Gene Ontology annotation, molecular function: DNA-binding transcription activator activity, RNA polymerase II-specific.
AUGUCCCCACUGACGCAAGUCUCACAGUAUAAGGAGCAGAGCUCAGCCUGUGUGCAUUGUCUGGAUCGCAACAUGCUCAGCCAGUAUCCGCCUCGGCCCCUACUGACCCGGCUAGACAGCAAGCAUGGAUCUUUCGCCUCCUCAACUAGCAUGUCCUCAUCAUCUCCUAUUACCAUGACCGAGUCUUCCCCCUCGCGGUCAAAUCUCCAACCCCAACACGACCACCCGACAACAUGCCUCUCAACCCACAUCGAAGAAACUUUUGACCUCAAAGACCUCGAAUUGAUGAUGCACUGGUGCACAACAACCUACAAAUCCAUGGCAGGGGACCCCGCAUCCGAACAAAUAUGGCAAACAACCAUCCCUCAGCUCUCCCUCCGUUACCCAGCCCUUCGUCAAGGCAUCCUAGCCCUCUCAGCGCUGCACCUCGCCUCAACAAGCACAUCCUCUCAGCGCUGGCGAUAUCUCGACACCGCACGCUUGCACCAAGCACAAGCGCUAGCAGGCCUCCGCAUCGAGAGUGACGAAGGCGCACCGGAAGCAGAAAGCCAAGCGACCUUCGCGCUAUGUUGCAUAAUGAUCGUAUUCACCUUCGGUUUCUGCCAAAUCGACAGCGAAAACGACUCAGAUGAAGAGCGGCCCGACGUGCUGGACGAGUUCUUCGAGGUAUUCCAGCUCACCCGGUGGCUAGUCAGUAUCAUGGUGACCUCGAAGGAACAUAUUACAGCGGACGAACUGAACCCGCUCUUCCACCCCGAAGACCCGCCCCCAACAAUGCCGAAUAUGUCGCGGCUGGUGAUUCUCUCGCUACAGCGACAGAAUGACAUGGAGGCUAUACAGGAUGCGACACACGAGACGGAUGUGUAUGACUCGGCCAUUGAACAUCUCAGCCAAGCGCUCGAGCAGCUGAUGAAGGGCGGCGAGCCGAAGGUGUUUUCGUUUUGCUGGAGUUUCCGUAUCCCUGCAGAGUUUUUGGAGCUGCUUGAGGCGCGCCGGCCGUUUGCGCUCGUUGUUCUGGCGCACUAUACAGUCAUUCUGCAUCAUUUGAGGGGUUCAUGGUGGAUGGGCGAUUGGGGGAAUAUGAUUCUGCAGGAAAUCGGGGAUCUUCUUGACCCGGAGUGGCGAGAGCUUAUUGGAUGGCCGAUUGAUGCGACGGGAUGUUUCCUUCCGAGGACUGAGGUGCAAGUGCGAGUGAUAUCCCCGCUUGGAUUUUGA